Molecule: messenger RNA, 1174 nt
Organism: Aquila chrysaetos chrysaetos
Lineage: Eukaryota; Metazoa; Chordata; Aves; Accipitriformes; Accipitridae
Gene: HAUS1
Product: HAUS augmin like complex subunit 1
Exons: 9
Coding region: 39-956 (305 amino acids)
Biological process (GO): centrosome cycle; spindle assembly
Cellular component (GO): HAUS complex; cytosol
Source: RefSeq, a predicted model, not a curated record
CCUCCCUGCGCCUCAGAGCGCUGAGGGAAUAUAUCUCCAUGUAUUUAAAAAAAACAAACAAAAAACAAAAACAAAAAAAAACCCAAACGGGGCUUUUAGAAAAACACCCCGUUGCGGUUACUUUAUGGCUGAAGAAAAUAUAUGGGAAUCGGCCUGUUCCACAGUACGAAGUGAACGCAAGGACAAUUGAUAUCUUGUAUGAGCUUGUAGAAUGCAAUGAAGCCAGAGACAGGGAUGUUUCUUUGCUGAUAGAGGACAUGAAGCAGAAGGCAACAGAAUACGAAGCAGAAGCUAACUAUCUACAGGGCCUUCUUGCAGAAAGCCUGGGUCUUUCCCUAUCCAGUCUGUCCAGCGAAGGCACCAGCUACCUCAAUGUCUUGGUAAACAGCGCAAUGACACUUGAAACGAAGGACACUUCUCUUGCUAGCUUCUUCUCUGCCAUCAAUGAUAUGACUUCGGAGCUGUAUGCAACAGAAUCAAAAAACAGAGAAAUGGAACUGGAAUUGAGCAACCUCAGGAAAAAACUAACUGCAGCGGUGAUGCUGGAAAAGCAGUUAGAGGAGGAUCUUAAAAAAACAGAGGAACUUCUGGAGGUAGAAAAGGCCAAAGCUGACAGCCGAUCCCAGAACUUGAAGUUUCUGAAAGAUAAAUCUGAGGAUUUAAAAAUCAGGAUCAAGGCUGCUGAGGAGCAGCUUGCUGCCACGGGGUUGGACCAGUCGCUGACACACGAGUCGCUCGUGAGCCUGUCUGAGAAACUGGCUGGACUGCAGGAAGAAAUUGUGCCUUUGAAGAAGAAACUGGAGUCCUACCUAGAUUUAACUCCUAAUCCUUCCCUUGCACAAGUGAAGAUUGAAGAAGUAAAACGAGAACUGAAUGCCUUGGAGGCUGAGUUCUCAAAGCAGAUUGAUAUGCUGACUCUUGAGAUGCCAGAGCCCAGCAAACUCCAGUUCAGCUGAAGAGGCCUGUGUGGAACAUUUUCCUUCUAUUGUCUAUUUAUUUGCACUAGUAAAACACUUUGGAGUUCUUAUGUACUUCUGCAGCUUCCUGCCUUACUCUUCUUGCUGUUGGAUGGCACAGUUGUGACCUUCCAGCAAGCAUGCUCAUUUUUAGGGGUUCAUGUUGCCUUGUAUUUGUAAACGUCACCUGUUUUUCAUAAAAUAACCCCCAUACUGUU